This is a messenger RNA of Cephus cinctus (wheat stem sawfly), 3497 nucleotides long. RefSeq names its product baculoviral IAP repeat-containing protein 7-A (gene Diap2). Gene Ontology annotation, biological process: regulation of cell cycle; positive regulation of protein ubiquitination; negative regulation of apoptotic process. Lineage: Eukaryota; Metazoa; Arthropoda; Insecta; Hymenoptera; Cephidae. The coding region runs from base 458 to 2179 and encodes 573 amino acids. The record is from RefSeq and is a predicted model, not a curated record. The transcript has 8 exons. Gene Ontology annotation, cellular component: nucleus; cytoplasm. Gene Ontology annotation, molecular function: cysteine-type endopeptidase inhibitor activity involved in apoptotic process; ubiquitin protein ligase activity.
UAGUUUUUGCAUAAUCUUUAUUUGGCAUCGCAUUCCUGAAAUUACAUGACUUGCGCGAACUUCAGUUUCUGGUUGCGCCGACUGUUUUUACUUUCCGUUCUAAGAAGACAUAAACAAAGUAUCGUCAUUCAGUUUUUAAUGGCAUUAUGUCGUUAUAUGUGAUACCUAAUGUUGAACAUCAUGGUAUAAUAUCCAGUAACGAAAUGAACUCCAAGAAUUAUCAAAAGAGAUAACCUAAAUAAUUUUUGUGCGUAGUACUCUCAAAUAUAAUAAGAAAUUGAGAAUGAUAUAAACAAAUUGUGAAAUUUGAAAUUCAUUAACAUUGUCAAGAUAAUCAUUGAAACGAUUUUAUAUUUUGAUGUAACUAGAUGAUGUUCAUAAACCUCGUAUAUGCAACUACUUGUUCUUAUAUUUUACUUAUAAAUUUAAAUCUCAUUGUUUCAAGUGAACUUUCAUCAUGAAUGUUGAAGAAAAUAGAUUAAGAACUUUUUCUGACUGGCCAGUUAACGCAGCAGUUGAUCCUGCUCGAAUAGCAAAAGCAGGAUUUUAUUAUACAGGAUCAUUAUUGGAAGUGCAGUGUUUUUUGUGCGGAGCAAAAAUUUCAGAAUGGAAUUAUGGAGAUCAAGUUAUGGCAAGACAUCGACAACUUCAACCCAAUUGUCCAUUUGUUCAAAAUCCUUUAAAUACUUGUAAUGUGCCAUUGGUUGGAUCUCCUCAUGGUUCAUCAUCAAUACCACCAUUGUCUCCUGCAUCGUUACAACCAGAUACUGAAAAUCAAAGACCUAUAUCAUCUUUAGUUCAAAGUGAAAAUCCUCAAGUUGAAUAUCGAACUGAAGCACAACGAUUACAAUCUUUUACUAACUGGCCAAUUCCUUCAAUUAUAUCACCCGAAAGACUUGCUAAGUCAGGAUUCUAUUAUUUGCAGCAAGCUGAUGUGGUUGAAUGUGCAUUUUGUCGAGGAGUCAUAAGGAAAUGGGAAGCUGGUGAUGAUCCUGAUAGAGUACACAGAAUUAGUUUUCCCACUUGUGACUUUUAUAUGCAUCAGGAUGACAAUGAAGUGGUGUCUGCAGAAAAAGUGGAGCUGGGCAAUGUAAAAUUGUCGCCCGGCGCUACUUCCAAUUUUAAAGAACUGGGCAUACAAGCACAUACUGCACCACGUCAACCAAAACAUGCUACAUUUGAAGGAAGGUUACGAACGUUUCAAGGAUGGCCAGAAAAUCUCAGACAAACACCAGAAAUGUUGGCGCAAGCGGGCUUUUAUUAUGUUGGUUCUGGUGAUCAAGUCAGAUGUUUUCAUUGUGAUGGUGGCCUGCGUAAUUGGGAAGUAACAGAUGAUGCAUGGACUGAACAUGCAAAAUGGUUUCCAAGAUGCGGAUUUGUUGCUCUUGUUCGGGGUCAAGAAUUCAUAAGACAUUGUGUCGAGAAUAGACCUUCCUUGGAUCCAUCGAUAUUUGAGGGAGUGUCAGAAGACGAAGGAGGUGAAGUUUCUGAAACUCCUCCAGUUUCACUUUCUACCGUUUCACCACUUCGUGUACGACAAGUAACAGAAGCUGAACUAGAGGAACUUUUAAAUACAUCUCCAGCUCUAGCAGCUUUAGAAGUUGGAUUACAUGUAGGAAGAGUGAAAAGAGCACUUAAAAAAAGAAUGGAAACAUACGGGGUGCCGUAUACGAAUCCAGAUCAGCUUAUUGAAGACGUGCUGCAUAUACAGUGUAGAGAAGAUGAUAACAUUAGUACCGAGAGCCAUACACCUGAUUCACCGUCGAGUGAAUUGACUAAUUUAUUAAGCAGUAUAAUAAAUGCGGAAUCAUCGCGCAGUUCACAGAUGCAAAGAAAUCAACCUGACAAUGUUGUCAUGACCGUAGAUACUGUUAAAGAUAAUACAAAACAAGGUGCUAACUUAGUCAUAAAUAAAGAAACUAAGGAUGAUGCGGAUGCAAAGAAAAUUACUGACAAGAAGAAGAAUUUAAAAGAUGAUGAUGAAUCAUCGUCGCUGCAAGAGGAGAACAGGAGACUGAAGGAAGCUCGUUUGUGUAAAAUAUGCAUGGAUCGAGAAGUUGCAGUAGUUUUCUUACCAUGUGGGCAUCUUGCAACCUGCGUACACUGUGCUCCAUCCCUUACUCAUUGUCCAAUGUGCAGACAAGAAAUACGAGCCACCGUUCGUACUUUCUUAGCUUGAAAUUUAACAAUAAUUUUUAAAUUAUUUUAAAAAUUCACACCGAAUUGAUUUCGUUCAAUCUCAAGGAUGAUCUUUUUAUUGAGAUAUAUUAUUAUGCAAUACUUAUUACGGUUUUCAUGAAAAAACACAUCAGUCGUGCUUCCUGGAUGGAACGCGGCCAUUAGAAUUGGAGUCCUGAACUAAGUAGUUGCUUUUAUCAAUAGAGGAUUGCAUAGAUAGAUAAACGUUAAAUUGAUGAAUUCAAUGUUGUUUGAUCAAUUAACUGAUCUACCAGAAAAAAUUAUAUAUGCAUUAAUAUCCAUCACUCACUAAAGAAUAAUGGAAUAAAAUUUGUCAACAAGAAAAAUGAUUGACCGAUGAUAAAUGACAAAACAAGUGUAUGUUGUGCUGCUUGUUCUUUUAUACUAACAUUAUAUAUUUCCUGCGUCCAGAUCAAAGUGCUUUCCUUUAUUGUCUGAAGAUUUCGUAUUACACGUAAUAUCCAUUAUUAUACACAUACCGUACUGAAAAUUAUAUAUUGCAAAAUUGAUAUUCAAGAUAAUCAAUAUGAGUAAUAUUUAACUAUUGAGAAAACGCGAAGAACAGUCAACAUUCGAUACAUUUGUAUUUAAAAUGGAAUUUUCAUCCAGGUUUAUCAUUAAUUCGUGACACUGUUUUCACAACUGCACUCGUAAUAUUUGCAUAAUGUGAUCCCUUAAAUACAAGACUGCUGAAAAUGUGAGAAAUUCUAUGUAUCUAUGUUGCAAACUCAAAUGACUAUAUAUCUUCAAAAGAGUAUACUAAGAUUCUUCAUUUAAAACAAAUGUGUUUCCAAUCAAAUAUCAAAUAAUACUAAAUAAUUACAUGAGCUAACUACCAUUUGAAAGAAAUAUCUCAAUACUGUCACUUGUGUUCCACCUGUAAGUUAUCAAAAGGAAAAAGUUAGCCUUCGCAAUGUAUUGCUGUCGAAUAAAUCUUUAACCAAUCUAGGAACAUGAUACAUUAGCUGUAGAAUGUACGUUUAUGAUAUUACAAAUUACGUGUAAAUCCUCUACAAAAGACAAGUGUCAUAGAGCUUAAGUAUUUUAUCUACAAGACAGAGUCAGGGCUGACACGGUAUACUAAAAAUUAUUUAAAUCUGUUUUCCAUAGUUAUAAGAGACCUUAUUCACGUGUUAUAUUAUAAUGUACUAACGAACCCUAAUAUGCACUAUUUAUUUUUUGUGAGCCUAUACUAAUUUAUUCUGUUAAAUAUAGACAUAUAUAUAUGUGAAUGAUAUUACUAUUCAAUGUUGACUAACAAUGUACAUGAAUAUAGAAGUCUUCGAAUGGAGAACGUG